This is a messenger RNA of Saprolegnia parasitica CBS 223.65, 1086 nucleotides long. RefSeq lists its product as hypothetical. The transcript has 2 exons. The record is from RefSeq and is a predicted model, not a curated record. Gene Ontology annotation, molecular function: GTPase activator activity; small GTPase binding. Gene Ontology annotation, biological process: nucleocytoplasmic transport; activation of GTPase activity. Bases 1 to 1086 code for a protein of 361 amino acids. NCBI's taxonomy places the organism in Eukaryota, Oomycota, Saprolegniomycetes, Saprolegniales, Saprolegniaceae. Gene Ontology annotation, cellular component: perinuclear region of cytoplasm; nucleus; cytosol.
AUGCUCGGACAAAACCAUGUGCGCGCGGCCGGGCUCAAGCACCUCGUCGCCGCCUUCAUGACGUCCCGCGUGUCCCUCACGACGCUUGAGAUUGGGCUCAACGAAAUCGACUCGGCCGGCGCGCUUGCGCUUGCCGAAGCGCUGCACAUCUCGGACAACACGCUCGAGAACCUCUACAUGGACAACAACCCGAUCGGUGACGUGGGCGCGAGCGCGCUCGGCGUCUGCAUCGCCAACUCGUCGACGCUGCGGGUCGUGGACCUCAGCUACUGCAACUUGUCGCUGCUCGGGCUCCGCGACGUGAGCCUCGGGCUUCGCAAGUCGACGUCGCUCAUGGGCCUCCUCGUCGAAGGCCACGACUGGUCGUCCACCAAGUACAUGGUCCGCCCGCCGCCCAACAUUACCGCGCUCUCGAAAGCCGACGCGCUUCAGUAUGCAGCCAAGUGCAUCAUCACCGCGAUGCACAUGAACCCGGCGCUGCCGCUGUGUAAGCUCACGGGCAUCAACCUCGGGUACGCGGCCGACAUUGAGCGGUACCCGGUCACGUUGCCCGAGCCGCUCGAACUCGCGGCGUCGCAUGCGGUCUGCGCCCUCAACGAGGCCGUUCUCGACUGCAUCCGCGCCCAGGAAGCGUCCCCCGACGAAGGCCAAACACAGCUCGCGCAGCAGCAGCAACAGCAGCUGCAAGAACAGGAGGCCGCGCACACGGCGUACAUCCUCACCGAGUCGCGCAAAGUGCUCGCCAAGAUUGCGGCCCUGCACUUUGACGCGGACGAGCUGCAAGCGCUGUGCCAAUACUACUGCCCCGAUCUCAUUUGCGAGGGCGCCGAGGAGCCCAGCACGAAGCGACGGCGACUCUCGCUGGAGCUCGCGCCCGACAAUGUGCAUGUGACGCGCCUCGCCAUCUACCCGCGCGUCGAGCGGCGCCUGCUACACGUGGUUCGGGACGACGUGACUGCCGAAGUCAAGCAAGAAGUGCUCACGGUGCUCCGGCAGCUGCACUAUCUCGUCAAGUCGCUCCACUCGGUGGACCACUCGGUCGAGCUCAUCGAGACGUUGCUGGGAGACGACGCCGGUCGUAGUUGA